Trematomus bernacchii (emerald rockcod) is the source of this 5300-nucleotide messenger RNA. It is a transcript of the gene slkb, whose product is annotated as STE20-like kinase b. The coding region runs from base 624 to 3602 and encodes 992 amino acids. The transcript has 18 exons. NCBI's taxonomy places the organism in Eukaryota, Metazoa, Chordata, Actinopteri, Perciformes, Nototheniidae. Gene Ontology annotation, molecular function: ATP binding; protein binding; protein serine/threonine kinase activity. Gene Ontology annotation, biological process: protein phosphorylation. The record is from RefSeq and is a predicted model, not a curated record.
GAACCGCAGACGCGCGCACACGGGAACGCGCUCAGACACUAAAUCCGCUAGAUUACUAAACCCGUCUCACACUAAGGGAAAGAUGAAGGUUUCAACCGUUUUAGCUUAUGUUAUUGCACGGACCAAUUCUACCCGCUUUUCGUCUCAAGGAAACUAAACUAUUCUGUGGAAUACAACUAUUUGGGAGGAAGCCUUACUCAUCUUAUUUUUUCUUUUUGUUGAGACUGAGCCGCCCCACAGGGUUGUCGGGCCAGUGGGUCGUUAGGAAUUGGAACAACGACGAGCUUCCCUCACUACUUUGCAUUAAAAUAAAGUAUUGUUCAGUGGGAUAUUAGAUGCUAGGACACGUCUACGUUACCCGUUAGCUAUUCAUUUAGCGGUUAACAAUGACCCAAAGAGAAAGGGCUAUUCUCCGGACUGGCCAAAACAGUGUCAAAGGCUAGGCUAGCUUUUGGUCCCAACUAUUAUGAAAGCUACUCAGUGUUGACCAAGCGGAUAUUUAUAACUGAUGGGACACUACUCCAAAUACUUAUGCUACAGUAAACUCUCCGAGGAAACCGACACUAGUUUGGCGUUUUAAAGUUCCUUUGUCAUCUUCAUAAUUGAAUGACCGAGGAUUCAAUAUGUCAUUUUUUAAUUUCCGUAAAAUAUUUAAAUUGGGAUCAGAGAAGAAGAAGAAACAGUAUGAACACGUGCGCAGGGAUGAAAAUCCUGAGGAAAUAUGGGACAUUAUCGGCGAAUUGGGAGAUGGAGCCUUUGGAAAAGUGUUCAAGGCUCAGAACAAACAGACGGGAAUUCUCGCCGCAGCCAAAGUUAUUGACACAAAAACGGAGGAGGAGUUGGAGGACUACAUGGUAGAGAUCGACAUCCUGGCCUCCUGCGAUCACGAAAACAUCGUCCAACUGCUCGACGCUUUCUAUUUUGAGAGCAAACUCUGGAUCCUCAUUGAGUUCUGUGGAGGAGGGGCUGUGGAUGCAGUCAUGCUAGAGCUGGAGAGACCCCUGACAGAGCCGCAGAUCCGGGUAGUGUGUAAGCAGACUCUGGAGGCUCUCGUCUAUCUCCACGACAACAAAAUCAUCCACAGAGACCUGAAGGCCGGCAACAUCCUCCUCACACUGGACGGGGACGUCAAGCUGGCUGACUUUGGUGUGUCGGCCAAAAACACCAAAACUUUCCAGAGGAGAGACUCUUUCAUUGGAACGCCUUACUGGAUGGCUCCAGAGGUGGUGAUGUGCGAGACGUCCAAGGACCGUCCGUACGACUACAAGGCGGACAUCUGGUCCCUCGGGGUCACCCUGAUCGAGCUGGCACAGAUCGAGCCACCCAAUCACGAGAUGAACCCCAUGAGAGUGCUGUUGAAAAUAGCCAAGGCCGAUCCUCCAACCCUGAUGCAGCCGUCCCGCUGGUCCCCAGAGUUCAGUGAUUUCUUAAAGCGUUGUCUGGACAAGCAUGUGGACAACCGAUGGACUCCGACACAGCUGCUGCAGCAUCCAUUCGUGUCCAGUGUGAAGGACAGCCGGCCUGUGAGGGAGCUCAUCGCUGAGGCCAAGGCUGAAGUCACAGAGGAGAUCGAAGACCACAAGGAGGAAGAGGAGGAGGAAUACCCAGAGGCACACCUGGGCCACAAACGCGGCCCCUCGGAUGUGAGCGUGGCCAGCUCGGAGGAUGAGAAGAUCCCCCUCUCUCCCUCCAUCUUGGAAUCCGUCCCUGAAAAGGUAGAGCCAGUUGUGCCCUUGCCCAGGCCCACUGAGCUCCCUGUGGAAAACCAUGUGGUGGACAUAAGCUUUGUGGAGGAGCCUGCGGCCCCUGCAGCUGAGGAACCCAUGGAGGAGACUCCAAAAACUCCAGCUGAAGAUGAGGAAGAGAAAGCAGUGGAGGAAGAUGUUGCCUCCCCUGGACCAGAGCCAGAACCAGAGGCACCUGCGAAGGAAAUGCAGCAGCUGGAGAUCGCCGCUGAGGACGAGAAGGAAGUGGACACAGCCGAGGUUCCUCAAAGUCCAGAGGUCACUGAGGCUCCUCAGGAGGAAACCAUGGAGGAACCAAUCACACCAGCAGAGGAGGAGGACGACGAGGAGCGGUACAAAAACCUCAAAGUGACAUUGACACUACCAGAGCAAGAUAAAGUGGUCCCAAAAGAACAGAAUGGAGAGAAGCCCUCAGAAAAGGAGAACGCAGAAGACGAGAAGACGGUUCCAGACAGAGCUAAGGACGACAAAGAGAGGGAUUCAGACUCUGGGACUGGAUCUGCCGCAGAUAACAGCAGCGGGGACCUCAAUCUGUCCAUCUCAAGCUUCCUGUCCAAAACUAAAGAGCCUGGAUCUGUCUCCGUACAGGACAACAAGCGGCAUAAGAAGACGCUGAAAAAGACUCGCAAAUUCAUUGUGGACGGAGUGGAAGUUAGCGUUACUACAUCGAAGAUCAUCACUGACAAUGAUACGAAGAACGAGGAGAUGAGAUUCCUCAGGCGCCAGGAGCUGAGGGAGCUGCGUUUCCUGCAGAAGGAGGAGCAGAGGGCCCAGCAGCAGCUCAGCAACAAGCUGCAGCAGCAGAAGGAGCAGAUCUAUCGCCGCUUCGAGCAGGAGACCACGAGUAAGAAGCGUCAGUACGACCAGGAGGUGGAGAACCUGGAGCGGCAGCAGAAGCAGACCAUCGAGCGGCUGGAGCAGGAGCACACCAACCGGCUCCGGGACGAGGCCAAACGCAUCAAAGCCGAGCAGGACAAAGAACUGUCCAAGUACCAGAACAUGCUGAAGAACCGCAAGAAAGAGGAACAAGAGUUCCUUCAGAAGCAGCAGCAGGAUCUGGACAGCGAUCUGAAGAAGAUCAUCCAGCAGCACAAACACGAGCUGGCCACCAUCGAGAGAGACUGCCUCAACCACAAGCAGCAGCUCCUCCGAGCUCGUGAGGCUGCUAUGUGGGAGCUGGAGGAGCGCCACCUGCAGGAGAAGCACCAGCUGUUCAAACAGCAGCUCAAAGACCAAUACUUCAUGCAGAGGCACCAGCUGCUGAAGAGACACGAGAAGGAGAUGGAGCAGAUGCAGCGCUACAACCAGCGUCUGAUCGAGGAGAUGAAGAACAAGCAGACGCAGGAGAGAACCCGGCUGCCCAAGAUCCAGCGCAGCGAGGCCAAGACGCGCAUGGCCAUGUUCAAGAAGAGCCUCCGAAUCACCGGCGCCUCCAUCACCCCCGAGCAGGAGAGGGAGAAGGUCAAACAGUUUGCAGCCCAGGAAGAGAAGAGGCAGAAGAACGAGAGGCUCCACCAGCAUCAGAAGCAUGAGAACCAGAUGAGAGACCUGCAGCUGCAGUGUGACGCCAACAUCCGGGAGCUGCAGCAGAUGCAGAACGAGAAGUGCCACCUGCUCAUCGAACAUGAGACCCAGAAGCUGAAGGAACUGGACGAGGAGCACAGCAUGGAGCUGAAGGAGUGGAGGGAGAAGCUAAGACCCAGGAAGAAGGCCCUGGAGGAGGAGUUUGCCAGGAAGCUGCAGGAACAGGAAGUGUUCUUCAAGAUGAGCGGGGAGUCCGAGUGCCUUAACCCCUCCUCCCAGAGCCGCAUCUCCAAGUUCUACCCCAUCCCCUCCGUCCACUCCACGGGUUUCUAGAUGAAACCUUGGCACACGUGCACAGACAUGGACGUGAUGAGCAUACACACACACAAACCGACAGUAAAGAGCCCGUGCUGCCUUGCCUUCAUCCUCUGAAAACAGUUCGAGGAUGUCAGGAGAUAUGAAGGAGAUUUUCAGAUUCAGUGUUUCGAUCCUCGCCUCAAAGUGAAGUAUCUCUCUGCCCAACCUUCCUUCCAUGAUUGAACUGUUUUUAUAAUAAAUAAUCCAGUGCCUGUAGAAUGUUAUCUGUUUGGCUUUUAAAUCCAAGCAAUUUCAAAUGAGUAUUUGCUGCUCUUUUUCUCGCAUGUAGACAUUUGCUCUCAGUAAGGAUAGCCUUUUUAUACCACUUAUUUAACAUUUCAUAUGGCUAAAUACUAAAUAGCAACCUUAUCAUUUAUAAUUGAUCAUAAAAUAGAUGUACUUCUGCUAUAGGAAACACAUUUAACUCUCUUAAGGUGAUAUAUUUGUAUCUUGCAUAUCUCUUCUAGGCUGAUUUGAGGUUAAAUGAUGCAUAACUUCCAAAGAAUCUUUUCCAGCAGAAAUGAUUCCUUCUUUACAGGUUUUUUAUCAGAAUGCCUUCCUGUCUCGAGCGUGAGAGUUUUUAGCAUCCAGCAGAAAGUUAGCGUUGCAUACAGUAGAGAUGGUGUUUACAUACAGUACACAAAGGGUCAUUGUUAGGAAACCACUGUGGGGCAGAAACAAAGACUGCCGCAUUUAUGUACCUGUUUGUUGCUCUGGUUUUUAUGUUUUUUAGGUAACACCACUUUAUUGUUGUCAAGCAGAAAUUGGAGCAUAAUUCAGGGACUUUUCAUUGAUGUCGCUUCAGAAAAUGUGAAGACAUUUGUAAGAGUUUCUAAAGCCUGCCUUACAAAAUCCAACAUAUUUCUGUUCAGUUAAACGAUAAUCUGAUGAUGACGAAUCCUGUGUAUUUCCUUUGGUUCAUAUGGCUCAUCAUAAUGUUUUUGCUGCCCAGCAUGUCCUUGAUAUCGGAUUUUUCUUAUUGAAAUACUGUUUUCAUUGUCGUGCUAGCUAAUAGCCUUAAUACUUUAAAACAGCUGUAUAGAUAUACUGUAUACCCGAUGUGAUCGCCUUUAAAGAUUUUGGUAAGGCUUAUGGUUUAAUGUGCAGCUCUGAAGCACAUUUUUGAAUGAUUGCAUCUGUAUUCAAAGAAACAAACGGUGCGCUUAGCAUUUCUUAUUUUUAUUAAGGCAGAUGUAUUAUGAAUGAUGUCAAAGCAAUGUAAUAUUCGAUGCGGUUGUGAAAACAAACAAAAAUGGACCUGACUGGUUUAGGCCAUCCUAACUUGUGAUUGGGUCAUUCUAUCAUCUAAUUUCCUUAUGAUUGGCUAUUGAGAGGUAAGGUAUUUUAAUUCUUAUGUACAAAAAUUGCAUCAAAGUGCUGUGCACCUUUUACGAAUCUUUCUCUGCUGAAACUGCAACCCCCACAAUGCAGCAUCUGUAGCUUAUUCAUUCAGAAGAGGUUUGCAGAAUACAACAAUAUCAUUACAAAAUAACCAGUUGGUCUGUUGUCUGUUUUAUUCUUCAAAAAAAAAUUAAAAAUAAACUCUGAAUGUUGACUGAAACAAUGUUAUCCAUAUCAAAAGCAUUAUGCAUUUUUUUAAAUAAAUGUAUAGUUUUUAGAAUACUUGUGUAAUGUAGAUUUUCAUUUUGCUGUAAAUAAACAUGUUCCUCUGUA